CCUUUGUGGUUGCGCCGGAUCAUCCGGGGCUCGGGGGGGCCUCGGAUGUUUUCGCCCACGGGUCGCGGCGUCCACUUCGCGGUAGAUGGAAACAGCGCACUUAGGUGCGGCUGGCUAACGGCGACCCAUUACCCCCCGAACACUAACCAUCGUCCGGGAUAGGCCGAUCCCGGACCGUACUAACCUGUAGGCAUGACCCAUAUGCAACCGACGAACUAGCCCGCCGUCGGCCAGAGGGUGUAGGGCCACCAGGGGCAGCCCCCCUAUAACAAUACUAAUAAUGAAAUACACCAGGAAAACAAAUAAACCGUCUUGGGUGCCUCCUACCGGGAGGGUCGGACCCCAGGAACCGGCUGUCGGGAGUAGUGCUCGUCCCGAUGGUCGUUAUCAUCAUGCACUCGGCCAUGCGCAAACGAUAACGGAAACUUGCUAUGCGGUUAUAACGGAUAAGGAUGAACCCCUACGCUUGAGAGGCGGCGGCGAUGAGCCCGAGCCCGAGGAUGUAGAAAUGGAACCUUCAAACACUAAAUCUGGAGGCAGUGGUGUCAUGGUUAAAGAUAACAAAGCUAAAGCGAAUACGGCGACCAAGAAAAGCCCACCCUCAUCUGGUGGUCCACUGGCUAAGAAAACAGCAGAAGUAGAGGUCGGUAGCAGGCUCAAUGCCAUCUUUGGAUGGCUCGAGCAUACUAUCUCGCUCGAAAGGACCAAAAAACUGUCAGCUCAGUCAUCAGAUGGCAUGAUAGAAAAAAUAGCUGAGUUAAGGAACCUCAUGCACACGAUUCUAGGCGAAAAUAACCGUCUUAAGGGCCGUCUCAUGGAAAAGGAAGAUAGCGCCAAAAACUCCCUGACAACGUUUGUAUACAAAAUAAGCGAAAAGGCUGACGAGAUCGGACAACUUAAGAGUGAAAUCCAGGAGCUCAAAAAGUCCAUGGUUAAGCAGGCAGUGCCACCACAUGUUGCCACUAACACGACAACAUAUGCGCAAGUGACAGGCGAUAAGCCGCAGACUAUUAAGGUCAGUGUGCCUAAGACCAAAACUAAAACACAUGACAAAUGUCGAAAGACCAAGGCAAACACUAGGUUCGUUGUUGAUGUACCAGAUGACAGGACCGUGACCGACGUUAAAAUGGAUCUUUGGAAGACCGUUAGAGAUAGGCUGCCCAACCCUAGGGCAAAAACCAUAGUGGCAGGCAAUACACUGGUAAUUAUCCCUGAUGAUACCAACACGUUGGAGGUGCUACAAAACGUCCCGAAUAUGAGGUCU
Aphis gossypii (cotton aphid) is the source of this 1264-nucleotide messenger RNA. RefSeq lists its product as uncharacterized. The transcript has a single exon. The record is from RefSeq and is a predicted model, not a curated record. Lineage: Eukaryota; Metazoa; Arthropoda; Insecta; Hemiptera; Aphididae. The annotation marks the transcript as partial.